AUGGCGGCGAACGGCAUCUGCCAAAUCCGUCUCCAAGAAGAACGAAAACAAUGGCGCAAGGACCACCCCUACGUGCGUAGUCGAUUCGGCGUAAUCCUCGGCUCUCCUUCCUGACGUCAAAAAAAACACUGACCUCAUCGCCCCCCCCUGUCAUGUGCUAUCCGGAGCUCACAGGGUUUCUGGGCUCGUCCUCAAAAGAAAGGCAACGAGUUGGACCUCAUGACCUGGGACGUCGGAAUUCCCGGCAAGGAUGGCGUGAGUCACAGAAACCUUACGUUGUCUGCGAUCGACCCCUGACUCUCGGCGAUGUUCCUGCCGCACAGACGAUUUGGGCCGAUGGCGUGUUCAAGCUGCAGAUGAUCUUUCCCGAAGGUGCGGGGCUUCCGAAUCAGUUCCAUACGCAGGUACUGAUAUGGGCUUGCGACCUACUCCCCAGACUACCCCUCCAAGCCUCCCAAGUGUUCGUCUCGGGCCAGCGCCAUGUGAUCACUCAUACUGGCAAAACCCCUCUGAGGUGCUCAUACCCAACCUCUCUUUCUCGAUAAUACAGGCAAAUUCGUUCCCCCGCUCUUCCACCCCAACGUCUACCCCUCCGGAACCGUCUGUCGUACGUCUAGUCCCUUUCUCUCGCCUCUCGCCCUCCGAUCUCUUGACAACUCACCGACCCCCCCUCUCAAUACUCAUACUCACAGUCUCGAUUCUCAACGAAGAAAAAGCCUGGAAGCCGGCUUUAACGGUCAAGCAGAUCCUACUCGGGAUUCAAGACCUGCUCGAUGCGCCGAACGCGGAUGAUCCGGCCCAAUUGGAUGCGUAUCAGUUAUUCAAGUACGUUGCCGAGGACCCCGAUUCUUUGAAUCCGCGGCGGAUAUGAUCGGGAGCACUGACGGUUUGUUUUACUAUGGUCUCGACCUACUUUAGGAAGGACCGAGUAGCCUAUGAGUGAGUCGAUAGCGAUGUCUCGUCUCAUUUCAGAAGAACACGACUGAUCGUCUAAAGCUUCACCCAAUAGGAAACGCAUUCGACAACAAGCGAGGGAAAACGUACCCAAAUGA
Microbotryum saponariae is the source of this 1052-nucleotide messenger RNA. The record is from the annotation of a GenBank genome assembly. Lineage: Eukaryota; Fungi; Basidiomycota; Microbotryomycetes; Microbotryales; Microbotryaceae.